GUCCACUGACGUCAUAACAUUGAAUCAACUCUCAUUUGGCAAGAGGUGAACAAGAAACUGCGUGAUUAAAAACCGCCAAUUGUGUUGGUAUCGUUCGAGAAAGCAGGACAAAGUAACAAAAUUCACCAUGUCUACAGCUCAAUACUCCCAGUUUCAAAAUGAGGGCGAUAAAAUGUAUGUUCCACCGACUGCACCACCAGGCUAUGCACCUCAAGGAGUGCCACCAGUUGGCUAUGCGCCUCCCCCUCCCAGUGCUCAAAACGUUGCACCAGCCCCUCCAGUCAACAUUAUGAUGACGGCACCUACAACUCAGACCAUCAUCUCAACCACACAUACCAUGCCAAACGAUCACUUUGGAUUUGCUCUCUUUGUCUGCCUGUGUUGCUUCUGGCCCAUUGGCAUCGUUGCACUCAUUAAAGCAAACGAGGUGAGAAGCCGCUUCAACACAGGAGACAUGCUUGGGGCAAGCCAAGCCUCCGCUGAUGCAAGGAAGUUCUCCAUGAUUGGUCUUGGCAUUGGGAUUGCUUCUGUAGUGAUCUCAAUUAUAAUUACCAUUGUUUAUGUCGCCGUCAUAGUUGGGGUUGCCACUAACGAAAGCUCCAAAAUCAUUGAUGGUCUUAAUACCAAUCUGGACCUGGAUCUAGGGUCAGCAAGCAUCUUUGGAUAGAUGGCCCAGUGGGCCAAGACCCUGGGCUUAACUUCAUAAAGAGUUAGGACUAGUCUUAACUUGGGACUAGUCCUAUUAAAUAUUAAAAUCUUAUGGCUAGUCCUAAGUUA
Messenger RNA from Asterias rubens (European starfish), 777 nucleotides. Its product is annotated as proline-rich transmembrane protein 1-like. The transcript has 4 exons. Gene Ontology annotation, cellular component: membrane. The coding region runs from base 128 to 667 and encodes 179 amino acids. The record is from RefSeq and is a predicted model, not a curated record. Lineage: Eukaryota; Metazoa; Echinodermata; Asteroidea; Forcipulatida; Asteriidae.